Salvelinus sp. IW2-2015 is the source of this 2311-nucleotide messenger RNA. Its product is annotated as dynein axonemal heavy chain 6-like. The record is from RefSeq and is a predicted model, not a curated record. Lineage: Eukaryota; Metazoa; Chordata; Actinopteri; Salmoniformes; Salmonidae.
CUCUGUGAAGGUUAUCCCUCUCAGUGAUGGAGAGACGGUGCAAGUUGUGGACCUGGGUGUUUUCAGUGCCGGUGGGUGGGGGGUGACUAUCCUCGCCUGCAGACAGCUGGAAGAGUGGCCCCGUGAGGCCCUCCUCUCCGUGUCCCAGACCUUCUUCCAGAACGUGGAGUUUGGCAGUGAGGAGAUGAAGGAUCGUUUCAGUGAGAUGUGUGUGGAGAUCCACGUCAGUGUGACAGACAUGGCCGAGAGGUUCUACUCGGAGCUGAGACGACGCUACUACACUACCCCCACCUCUUACCUGGAACUGAUUAACCUCUACCUGGCCAUGCUGGGAGAGAAGAGACAGCAACUAGUGGCUGCUCGUGACAGGGUAAAYAAUGGUCUGACUAAGCUGUUGGAGACCAACGUGUUGGUGGAUAAGAUGAAGAUAGACCUGUCAGCUCUGGAGCCUGUCCUCAAACAAAAGUCUAUAGACGUCAACGCCCUCAUGGGGAAACUAGCCGUGGACCAGGAGAGCGCCGACAAGGUGGUGGUGAAGGAGGACGAGGCCCUAGCCAAGGUGAAGGCUGAGGACACCCAGGCCAUAGCAGCAGAUGCCCAGAGGGAUCUAGACGAGGCUCUGCCCGCUCUGGAAGGUGCCAACAGCCUGGACUCACUGGACAAGGCAGACAUCUCAGAGAUCAGGGUCUUCACCAAACCACCUGACAUGGUCAUGACUGUCAUGGAGGCCGUCUGCAUCCUGCUGGGCAGCAAACCUGACUGGUCCAGUGCCAAGCAGGUGCUGGGUGACUCCUACUUCCUCAGGAAGCUGAUGGAAUAUGACAAGGAAAACAUUAAGCCCCAGAUCCUCCAGAAGCUUCAGAAGUAUGUGAACAACCCGGACUUUGUCCCUGAGAAGGUGGAAAAGGUGUCCAAGGCCUGCAAGUCCAUGUGUAUGUGGGUCCGGGCCAUGGACCUCUACUCCAGAGUCCUCAAGGAGGUCGGACCCAAGAAAGAAAGACUGGCCGCCGCACAGAUGGAGCUGAACGCUACCAUGGCAACCCUGAAGGAGAAGCAGGCCCAGCUACAGGAAGUACAGAACAAGAUUAAAAUCCUCCAGGACCAGUUUGACCAGAGCAUCGCAGAGAAGGAGGGUCUGGCUAAGACCAUGGCUCUGACCGAGGCGAGGCUGGGCCGUGCAGGGAAGCUGACAGCAGCUCUGGGGGAUGAGCAGGUUCGCUGGCAGGAGAGCAUUGAACGUUUUGAACAGGAGAUCCAUAACGUGGUGGGAAACGUCUUCAUCGCUGCAGCCUGCGGCUACUACGGAGCCUUCACAAUGCACUAUAGACAACUGCUGAUAGACCAGUGGAUUGUGCGAUGCCAGGAGUUGAGCAUCCCCAUCAGUGCCAGCUUCAGCCUCAUCAACAUCCUGGGRGACCCCUAUGAGAUCCGCCUGUGGAACGCCGAGGGGUUGCCCCGGGACACRGUUUCCACUGAGAAUGGAAUCCUGGUUACCCGUGGACGCCGCUGGCCACUCAUGAUCGACCCUCAGGAUCAGGCCAACCGUUGGAUCCGUUCCAAGGAGACCAAGAACGGUCUGAAGGUGAUCAAGCUGACCGACUCUGGUUUCCUGCGAACCCUGGAGAACGCCAUCCGCAUGGGCAUGCCCGUACUGCUGGAGGAGCUGAAGGAGACUGUGGACCCGGCUCUGGAGCCCAUCCUGCUGAAGCAGACGUUUGUGGCGGGCGGUCGCACCCUCAUCCGCCUCGGAGACUCCGACAUUGACUACAACAAGAAAUUCAGGUUCUACAUGACCACCAAGAUGGCCAACCCCCACUACUGCCCUGAGGUGUGUAUCAAAGUGACCAUCAUCAACUUCACUGUGACCAAGUCUGGUCUGGAGGACCAGCUUCAGACCGGCGGCCGGCCGCCGGUCGCGCUCCGGGGUGGGGCCGCUUUGUACGGGGCGCCAGGGCGGGCAGCACCCUCGGUAUCAGAGAAGAGCAGUGUUCUGGAAGAGCGCCUGCAGAUCCUCCUGGACCAGACCCUGCUCACCAGCUACACCAACGUAUCCCGCGGCCUUGAGCAGCACAAGACCAUCUACAGCUUCAUGCUUUGUGUGGACAUCACCCAGCAUGGCGAGGUCUCUGACGCAGAGUGGCAGCACUUCCUGCGAGGAGCGCCCCCCCUUGACAAGGAUCAUCCAGAGAGCCCUGACGUACCAUGGCUAUCAGAGUUUACCUGGCAGACAUGCUGUGAGCUGGAGGAUACUCUGCCCUGCUUCAACGGCAUCAAGAGAGAGAUCACCGCCACACCCAUCUCUAUAAUAUAA